UGGCGCUCGCACAAUACUCACUUAAUCUCGCGAUAUUAGAAGAUGUACCGUAGGCAUAGGGGAAGACGUGUGGUGGGAAGCUGUUAGUUUGUUGCGGGUUUUCAGGAGAGAAGGCAGCGUGUGGUGCAUCUGGACAGUAGCAGUCAUGGUGCUGCUACACGUGCUGUUUGAGCAUGCCGCCGGCUACGCGCUAUUCGCCGUGAAGGAAGUGGAGGAGAUUGGAAUGCUUCUGCCGCAGGUGGAGGAAAGUGUUCUCAACAUCGGGAAGUUCAACAAUGUAGUGAAGAUGGUAGCUUUUUUCCCAUUCAGGUCGGCACAGAUGGCACUGGAGAAUAUAAAUGCCAUCUCGGAAGGAGUCGUACAUGCGGAUCUCAAGCUGUUCCUGGAGACGAACCUGCCCCCUGGUGGCAAGAAGAAGCACGUGCUGGGCGUGUCGGAUGCGAAGAUCGGGGCGGCCCUCCAGGAGGAGCUGGGUCUCUCCAUCCAGACCAGCGGGGUCGUGGCAGAGGUGCUCAGAGGGGUGCGGCUGCACUUCGCCAGCCUGGUGAAGGGGCUCACCGCCCUGGCCGCCUCCAAGGCCCAGCUGGGCUUGGGCCACAGCUACUCCCGGGCCAAGGUCAAGUUCAAUGUCAACCGGGCCGACAACAUGAUCAUCCAGUCCAUCGCUCUGCUGGACCAGCUGGACAAGGACAUCAACACCUUCUCCAUGAGAGUGCGUGAGUGGUACGGGUACCACUUCCCGGAGCUGGUGAAGAUCGUGAGCGAUAACUCCACCUACUGCCGCCUGGCGCGCCUCAUCGGGAACCGGAAGGAGCUGUCGGAGGAGAGCCUGGAGGGGCUGGAGGAGGUGGUGAUGGACGCCGCCAAGGCCCAGUCCAUCCUGGAGGCCUCCCGCAGCUCCAUGGGCAUGGACAUCUCCCCCAUCGACCUGAUCAACAUCGAGAGCUUCUCCACCCGGGUGGUGUCCCUGGCCCAGUACCGGCAGGAGCUGCAGGAGUACCUGCGCUCCAAAAUGGGCCAGGUGGCCCCCAACCUGGCCGCCCUCAUCGGGGAAGUGGUGGGAGCGCGGCUCAUCUCCCACGCCGGCAGCCUGACCAACCUGGCGAAGUACCCCGCCUCCACCGUGCAGAUCCUGGGAGCGGAGAAGGCCCUGUUCAGAGCGCUGAAGACCAAGGGAAACACGCCCAAAUACGGCCUGAUCUUCCACUCCACCUUCAUCGGCCGCGCGGCGGCCAAGAACAAGGGCCGCAUCUCCCGCUACCUGGCCAACAAGUGCACCAUCGCCUCGCGCAUCGACUGCUUCUCCGAGGUGCCCACCAGCGUGUUUGGGGACAAGCUGCGGGACCAGGUGGAGGAGCGCCUGUCCUUCUACGAGACGGGAGAGGCGCCGCGCAAGAACCUGGACGUCAUGAAGGAGGCGGUGAUAGAGGCUGGAGAAGUGGCCGCUGAGAUCAAGAGAAAAACCGAGAAGAAAGAGAAGAAGCGCAAGAAGAGGGAGAAGAGGAAGCUGGAGGCGCUGUCCACCGGCGAGGGCGAGGAAGAGGAGGAGGAGGAAAAGGCGAAGGAUGAGGUGAACGGAGACGCAGAAGCCGUCGCCAAGAAGAAAAAGAAAAAGAAGCAGGAUGAGGAGGAGGCGGCGGAGGAGAAGGAGGUGGUGGAGGAGGAGGAGUCUGCCCCGCUGAACGGCGCAGAGGACACGCCCUCGACCAAGAAAAAAAAGAAAAAGAAGCAGGGUGAGGAGGUGGUGGAGGAGUCGGCCCCGCUGAACGGUGCAGAGGACACGCCCUCAUCCAAGAAGAAAAAGAAAAAGAAGCGAGCGGAGGAAGAGGGGGCGGAGCCUGUGGAGGAGGCGGAGCCAGAGCCUGCCGAAGAGGCGCAUUCGAACGGCGUGGCGGACACGCCCGCCGCCAAGAAAAAGAAGAAACGAAAGAGCGAGGCGAUGGAGGCGGAGCCUGCCGUGGAGGCGGAGCCUGAGGUCGCACCAGAGACGCCUCAGACCGAGAAAAAGAAAAAGAAGAAAAAAAUGAAGACUGACGACUGAUAGCUGGUCUGGACUUCGUAUUUGAACCUGUACAGUUUUUUUUGUUUGUUUUUGACUGGUAAUUCAGUGUGUCAUAAGCCUUGGGCUUGCUUAAACGUUUUUUUUUUUGGGAGGGAGCGUUGAAUUGGCUGUUCGCAGCUGCACAGCGCGGACAUGACAAUCUAAGACUCAAAGCACACUCGGUUGGUUUGUUCGCUCUCUCCCCCCUUUUUAUUUUCUUUUAACUGUGAAACCAUGUUUCUACAAAGUGUUGCUCAGUUUUUUUACGUUUCAUUAAGCAAUCUCAAAGCACUUAAGUCAUUCUGAAUGUACAUAAAGAUGUGCUUUGCUUGUGCCUUUAAGUCGAUUUAAUGCUAUGGACCUCCUCUGUCUGUCUGGCUAAGGCCUCCGUUUGUCAGGCACUUUCAGGUGCAUGGAGUCCUCCUCACCAUCGGGGGUGCUGGUUAUAUUGUAUGCGGGCUCCUCACUAGGGCAGUAGAGGCAAGAAUGUGAGCAGUUGUUUUCCGCAGUCCUUGAAGUCCUUAAACUUCAGAAAGUGACUGAAUAAUAUCCAGCUAAACAGAAUUGCUGUUUAAAAUCUUUUUGCAGCUAGUAAAUUCAUAUACUUUACUUAGUCAGUCUCUAGGGAAGUGGUGUAAGCUACAUCUCCAAUAUCCAAGUACGGUCCUCCCCAAGAGUAGCAGUCCGUUCAGUGGAGGCCGUUUGAGUAGUCAUUGUGUAAGUGUCUUUGGCUGGGAUUCCACAUGGAUCUGCGUAGUGUUAUUUUUGAUGCAAAUUCUCAACACACCUGGACUUCUAAUCCGCUUCGAUACAUGUAGUUUUUCCAGUUUUUGAGUUCAGCUGAAAUUCAGCCUAUGAAAUCAAGCCCUUACUUGUGGUCCUUAAAAACAUACAACUGUAAACGGAACACUGCUGCAGGACUAUGUAUGAACAUGUAAUUUCAAAAGUGACUUUUCUUAUUUUGGACAUCUGUAAAAAUAAAAUGAUCCUUUUGA
Molecule: messenger RNA, 3036 nt
Organism: Anguilla rostrata (American eel)
Lineage: Eukaryota; Metazoa; Chordata; Actinopteri; Anguilliformes; Anguillidae
Gene: nop56
Product: NOP56 ribonucleoprotein homolog
Exons: 12
Coding region: 146-2041 (631 amino acids)
Cellular component (GO): box C/D methylation guide snoRNP complex; small-subunit processome
Molecular function (GO): snoRNA binding
Source: RefSeq, a predicted model, not a curated record